Molecule: messenger RNA, 2947 nt
Organism: Pocillopora verrucosa
Lineage: Eukaryota; Metazoa; Cnidaria; Anthozoa; Scleractinia; Pocilloporidae
Product: glutamate receptor ionotropic, NMDA 1-like
Biological process (GO): monoatomic ion transport
Cellular component (GO): plasma membrane
Molecular function (GO): ligand-gated monoatomic ion channel activity; signaling receptor activity
Source: RefSeq, a predicted model, not a curated record
AUGCGGAACAUUGUACAAAGGGCAGAAUCCUUGUUCCUUGCUAACAGACCGAGGAGCAAGAUUAUUCUUGAGCAGGAAGCUUCAGAGGUUUAUUUAAAUCCUUUGCCCAUUGACAGCAAUAAGAUAGCGCUCAGUCAAAUUGGUGCCAGCGGAGGAUCUCUCUCUCAGAUCUGGAAUAUUUCAUCGCAGACUCUGGGUGCCAUUUUUGUGGACGUCAACGUUGAUGCCCUUUAUACUUCGUCACUUUUGGAGGAAUUGGAUUUCCCGACCAUUGGGAUCUUUCAAAGCGAGGGACAACCGAGAACACAGGAGAGUCCUGCCGACUUUACGAGAGUUGCUUUACCAUCGGUCAAGUAUUAUGCUCAGAUUAUUUGGGAGCUCAUGAAAAAGACAGAACGACGUAGUCUCUGCUUGGUGUUAUCCGUUGAUUCAGAUGGACAAGAACUUGCGGACUCAAUGACUCAAGUGGCAGAAAAGGAGAAAUGGUUUAUCAACAAGAUAUUUUGGCUUGUCGAGAAUAAUGUGCCGUCAAUUAAAAAUAUCUCAGCUUCUCUACCAUUUCUUCAAAGCGACGUUGUAGUGGUACACAGCAGAAAUGAAGACAAUGGAGUUUUGCUUGAACUGCUGACGGAAAACAACACUUCGCACUCUUUAUGGGUUGUUACUGAUGUUACGAUGUUUGGGUUAUCAAAUGUUAACAUCCUUCCAGAUGGCUUGAUAAGAAUCAACGCCAGGAGUGAGAAUAUUGACUCUACUUUUUACUCAGACGCUAUUUACGAUGCUCUUCUCCUUUAUCAAGCUGCAUUGCAAAAAGCGCUUGGGAUGGACUUACAUCGGAUUACUGAAAAUGUUUGUUAUGAAUACAAUGGAGAUAUUGGGAGUCUAAUUUAUAGGAACGUAAAAGAUUCAUACCUUGAAGGCUUAAGUUCUCUGUUCGUGGAACCUUCACUCCACAAGAAAUCAACGACAUCAUUUGAAAUAUGGAACCUUCGAGGUGAUAAAAAUGGUGCAAAAUGUUGGACCCUUGUUGGGCUGAGUACGCCGAGUGGUUUUGCGCUUGACACCGUAAGGAUCCCAAAUGGGAGCACUAUCACCCCACCUGCUGUGCCAAUGACACAUGUGGUGCGAGUUCCUGUGAAUGAGUACAGUCCUUGGGUCCAAAUUGAGGACUCUCGCAUAGAUGGCAGGGGGAGUUACUAUUGUAUCGGAAGAGGACAACUUUGUUACAAAUAUCACAACGGAAGCAGAAUCAAAAAGAGUACUCUUUGUUGCUCGGGUGUCUCCAUCGAUCUGCUUGUCAUGAUGCAGAACGAGUUGGGGUUUCAGAGCGAGAUCUACUUCACUCCAGAUGGUAACUACGGCGAUUUUGACGAGAACAAGGGUAUGUGGAAUGGAAUCGUUCAGGAGGUGGUAUCAGGACAAGCGGAUUUCGCCAUUGACAUAUCAGUAAAUUCCAUAAGAGCAAAGUACCUUGACUUCGCUCAACCUUUUGUCCACGUCGCUUUGAACAUUUUGGUUUUGAAGGAUUUGCGAGUAAAUGACGAAAUUCAGUGGAGUUCUUGGCUGGAGCCUUUUCAGUAUGAACUGUGGUUCUUCAUACUCGGAUUUAUCAACAUCAUUUUACUUGUAACUUGGUGGAUUGACCGGAAGAGUCCAUAUGGACAUUAUCGACAAGUUGAUAGCGGAGACGAUGGUUUCACAUUACUAGACUCUAUGACAUACGUAUGGGGAGUUGCGUUCGGAAAAGACAUAGGUGCUGAAAAGACACCCCAUAGCAGUAGUGCAAGAUGUGUCUCUACAUUCUUUGCAUUAUUUGCUUUAAUUGUCGUCAAUACUUACUGCGCAAAUCUAAUGGCUUUUUUAGUCCAAGAGGAGUUUGUACUUCCUAUCAGCGGAAUACGGGACGAAAAGAUUCGACAUCCGUCUCUCAUGCCGCCCAAUGGUUUCAAGCUUGGAGUACAAGAAAAUUCCCAAGAAGAGAGCUAUUUUAAAUUUCACAGCGAGGACAUGUUUCGUGAAAUUUAUCACGUCAACUUACAAGUCAAUUUUGUGAGAAAUUUCGCAGAUGGCCUUGAAAAAUUAAAAAACAGGGAAAUCCACGGAUUGGUCGGAGAUCAUCUUUCGUUGAGCCAGGUCGCUAAUAACGACAUUGACUGUUCCUACAGUUUAGCUGGACCAAACUUUUUCAACUUUGGAUUGGGGAUAGCGCUGCCAAAGGCUUCACCAUGGCUACAAGAUAUCAAUCAAGCGGUGCUUAAACACCAAGAAAACGGGGCAAUAGAAACCAUAGAACGGCGAUGGUUCAACAAAAAGACCUGCGAUUUAAAACCAUUCAAACAGCUUGAGAUAAUAAAUCUGAGCGGUUUGUUCAUGACAGUAGUUAUUGUUAUUGCCUUCUGCGUACUGGUGAUUUUCUUGGAGUUCGGCGUAGUCAUUGCCAUAAUGAAGUUUGGCGACCGUCUCGGUGCAAUAGGAAAGUUCAUGAAGAACUUUGUUUUGAACGUGAAGGAAGGUGAAGAAGCACAUCUCAAAAUGCAAUAUUCGUUUAUAUUCAGACGCCAUCGAAAGGAAAGCUGGGAUAUUGCGGCUGCUAAUGCGAGAGUUGAGAGAAUCACAGGAGUGGAGCUUGGUUUUCAUAACAACGAAUACUGCUUCUCUCAAGAACAGCCGCUGGGUCACGUGAACUCUGACAUGAAUGGCAAUGGGCAUAUCACAACGAAUAGAGUUUCCCAAAUGAACACCCAUGCACACGUCAACGGGCACAUGAGCCAUAGCAGAACUAGAAAAUUGAAAGAAACUGAAAUGAUGACAAAACUAUAACAUGAACUUUAAUGAGCGUUCCUUCUAAACUGUAUAAUUUGUAUAGUUAUCAUACACACCGAACUGUAUUUAAUGACGCUUGCGUUUUGGAAAGACUUGUUUAACAUGACACCAUUAAAUUUUGUUA